UUAGUCUCUGUCGGCCGGGGGCAGGGCUCCGUCCCGCAGCCAUUCUCAGAGAUGGCGGCGAUUUUACUGCCGGGUGUCGCCAGAAGAGGCCUCACGUGGAUAAUCGCAGGGGCCCCACGGCGAGAAUUUUGGUCUCGGUCCAGAGAAGAGACAAAGCCAGUGGUAGCUGAGACAGUAGAAGAGUUGAAGAAAGAACCUAUCCUGGUAUGUCCACCCUUACGGAGCCGAACAUACGUACCACCUGAAGAUCUCCAGAGUCGUUUGGAAUCUCAUGUCAAAGAAACUUUUGGGUCAUCUGCUCCUAGCAAUUGGCAGGACAUCUCCCUGGAAGAUGGUCAUCUGAAGUUCAGUUUCUUGGCACGUUUAGCUGAUGACUUGGGCCAUGCGGUGCCUAACUCCAGGCUUCAUGAGAUGAGCAGGAUCAGAGAUGUUCUUGAGUUCUAUAAGUUGCCUGUUCGAGACGGAUCUAAAUUUGAUGAACUUGUUGCCAGUAAUCUGCCUCCCAAUUUAAAAAUCACUUGGGGUUACUGAGCGAUUCAGAAGGGGGCACACUGAAGUCAUUUUUUCCCACUGAACAAGGAGGCUGCUUGUCAGACUCAUGCUUUCCCAUGUGAAAUACUAUCAGAACUUUUUUCUAAAACCAUGUUUCCUAUGGAAGGAAGCAUAUAUUUUUCUCAUAGCAUCAUGAAUUGACAAAUAACAGGAUUUUCUUUUUUCCACAUUUGCGGAAACUUUUUUUAAUGGAAUCAGGUCAUUAAUAAUUUAUGAAAGUUUUCUUCAGCCGAGGACUCUGUAAUUAAUUUUGGUUUAAGAUACAAGGCUAUUACAUGUUCAAACAUAGUCUUUAUAGGCAAGAAAACAUUUUAAUCCUGUUAGUAAUCUUAAAUGUAAAGUAAUCUAUG
Pteronotus mesoamericanus is the source of this 902-nucleotide messenger RNA. It is a transcript of the gene MRPL50, whose product is annotated as mitochondrial ribosomal protein L50. Lineage: Eukaryota; Metazoa; Chordata; Mammalia; Chiroptera; Mormoopidae. The transcript has 2 exons. The record is from RefSeq and is a predicted model, not a curated record. Gene Ontology annotation, cellular component: mitochondrial large ribosomal subunit; mitochondrion. The coding region runs from base 52 to 531 and encodes 159 amino acids.